Messenger RNA from Paraphaeosphaeria sporulosa, 1325 nucleotides. Its product is annotated as NMT1-domain-containing protein. The record is from RefSeq and is a predicted model, not a curated record. The transcript has 3 exons. Bases 104 to 1162 code for a protein of 352 amino acids. NCBI's taxonomy places the organism in Eukaryota, Fungi, Ascomycota, Dothideomycetes, Pleosporales, Didymosphaeriaceae. Gene Ontology annotation, biological process: thiamine biosynthetic process.
AAACUUGAUCUGGAUAAUUCCAGCGAAAGGACUAGCUGCUUCUUGAUCCCCUAUCCCCGCCCUUGCGUGCUGACCUUCCUAGCUUCCCGCGAAACAAGCCAGCAUGUCUACUGACAAGAUUACCUUCUUGACCAACUGGCACGCCACCCCGUACCAUGCGCCUCUCUACCUCGCCCAGAGCAAAGGUUACUUCAAGGACGAAGGCAUCAAAGUCGCGCUCCUCGAGCCCAACGACCCCAGUGAUGUCACCGAGAUCAUCGGCACCGGAAAAGUCGAUCUCGGCUUCAAAGCCAUGAUUCACACGCUCGCCGCCGCCGCACGUAAUUUUCCCGUAACAUCCAUCGGGUCCCUCCUCAAUGAGCCCUUCACCGGCGUCGUGUACCUCACCAGCAGCGGCAUCACGCCAGACUUCACGACGCUCAAGGGCAAGCGGAUCGGCUACGUCGGCGAGUUCGGCAAGAUCCAGCUCGACGAGCUGACCGCGCACUACGGCAUGCAACCCACCGACUACACCGCCGUGCGCGUGGGCAUGAACGUCACCAAGAGCAUCAUCAACGGCGACAUCGACGCGGGCAUCGGUCUCGAGAACGUGCAGAUGGUGGAGCUGGAGGAGUGGUUGAAGGCGACUGGCCGGGCGCCCGAAGAAGUGCAGAUGCUGCGCAUCGACGAGCUGGCGCAGCUCGGGUGCUGCUGCUUCUGCAGCAUCCUGUACAUCGGGAACGACGCCUUUCUCCGCGCCAACCCCGAGAAGGUGCGCGCGUUCCUGCGCGCCUGCAAGCGCGCGACGGACUUUGUGCUGGCCUCGCCGGACGCUGCGUGGAAGGAGUUCUGCGAUUUCAAGAGCGCGAUGGAUACGCCUACCAAUCGCAAGAUCUUCGAGCGCAGCUUCGCGUAUUUCUCGCCGGAUCUGCAGAAUGUCGCGCGCGAUUGGGAGAAGGUCACGCGCUACGGUAAGAGGCUGGGUGUGCUGGAGGAGGGGUUCAGCCCGAACUACACCAACGAGUAUCUGGGAUGGGGUCUUGAGGCUGACAGUGUGGAUCCUACGGGCGAUCAGAAGAGGAUGGUGAAGCUGCAGCAGGGGGUCAAGGAGUCUGGGGGAUUUAAGCGACUUGAGAAUGCCGCGAAGACGAUCGUCGGUGCUGCUGCUGUGAAAGAGGUUUAGAUAGUACCUUUUGCUUUGACCCAAGUGGAAUGAGGGCGUGGGAGAAGAUGAAUCGGCCAGCCACUCACUCACAUAUCCGGCCCAAGAAGAUAUUGUAUAAAUGCAGUCCAUUCGAGAAAAUACUGCUCCAUCAACAUCGAAGUAUACGGUUGUCGUCAUGCUG